Messenger RNA from Diachasmimorpha longicaudata, 748 nucleotides. RefSeq lists its product as uncharacterized. Bases 360 to 746 code for a protein of 128 amino acids. Lineage: Eukaryota; Metazoa; Arthropoda; Insecta; Hymenoptera; Braconidae. The record is from RefSeq and is a predicted model, not a curated record. The transcript is spliced from 2 exons.
CACGUAUUCUUGAUGUUUUUUAUAUCGCGUAUUUUUAUAUUGUUUAAAUGUCGACCCGUCGUGGGCAUACGUUUCGCGUUUUAAAAUUUCAAAUCCGCGUAUUUUUUUUUGUUUCAAUUUUUGUUUGUUUUAGUUUUUUGAUUUUCGUUUGUUUUAGUUUUUAGUUUUCUAAUUAAUUUUGCUUGUUUUAGUUUUUUUGAUGUUUUUUCGUUUUCGUGUUUUUGUAUUAGUUUUUUGAUUUUUGUUUUUUCGUUUGUUUUACUUUUUAAAUUCAUUUUGUUCUUUUUAGUUUUAGUUUUUAACUUAAUUUUGUUGUUUUUGUUUCUAAUUUUUAAUCCAUUGUUUUUUUUAUUUUACAGAUGCAGGCCACCAGGAGGGAGCGCGCCUACCUGCGGGAGGCCAACGAGUGGCUGCGGUGGGAGGAUGCGGAGGGUGAAAUCCUGGAUGGCGAGAACAUUUUCGCCAUCCAGGAUCUCCAUAACCGGGCCGCCAAAUGGUUGGCGGAUGCCGAGGACGAAGCCUACCUGCGUGGAGCUCGCUGGGAGGGAGGUGUCGGACCGGACACCCCAAGAGCCCACUGGAUCCGCGCUCUGAGGCGCGAGGCGCGGGAGCUGGAGGCCGAGGGUGAGCAGGUGCUCGUCCUGUACGACGUGGAGGAUACCUGGGCCCUCAGGAUCCUCUUCGGGGAGGAGCCCGCCCAGCCCGACCUGACGGAGGAGGACUGGUCCCUGGAGCAGUGGGACUGAGA